Molecule: messenger RNA, 585 nt
Organism: Anisakis simplex (herring worm)
Lineage: Eukaryota; Metazoa; Nematoda; Chromadorea; Rhabditida; Anisakidae
Source: the annotation of a GenBank genome assembly
AUGCUAUUGAAGAAAAGAAUUCAUAGUUUGGCCGGUGUGGUCGUACCGAACGACGGCAAAUGUCAUUUGGAUACUCGUGGAUAUUACACGAAGUCUUUGGAACAGGACUAUCCGUCAAUUGCUUUAUUGCAUCAGAAGAUAAAAGAACGCAAAGCAAAUCUUAUUUUCGCAGUGACCGAAAAGAAUAAACAACUUUAUAGACAGUUAAGUGAAGCACUACCAGAUGUGAGUAGUUCAGUGGGUGUAUUGGCUGACGAUUCAAGGAAUAUCGUCACUUUAAUUGAGGAUGAAUAUCGUAAAAUUUCACAAAAAAUCAUUAUGGUUGACAACGCAAAUGCCACGCAAGGAAUACGACUUUCGUAUCGAUCAAAGUGCCUCAGUGGUCGUGCUCUAAAGGAGACGAACGUUUGCGAUGGUAUCAAAGUUGGUGAUGAGGUGACGUUUGAGGUGACUCUCGAGGCAACGCAUUGCGUUAAACAGCGAGAUUUUGCACUUCGAAUUGGUCCGAGUGGUUUGGAUGAGACGUUGGCCGUGGACGUGCACGUUCAGUGUGACUGCGAUUGUCAAUUACAUGUUAGUGAUUAG